Cetraspora pellucida is the source of this 1647-nucleotide messenger RNA. NCBI's taxonomy places the organism in Eukaryota, Fungi, Glomeromycota, Glomeromycetes, Diversisporales, Gigasporaceae. The record is from the annotation of a GenBank genome assembly.
AUGCGUGAUAGAGAAGUUCUAUCCGCUUUCGAUCAUUUGGAUGAAGUUGUAAAUAAAAAAUUUAAUGAUGAAAACCAUCAUCCAGAGCUUAAACUUGAUGCUACUGUGAGGAGAUCUAAUGAACUUUGUGAUGAAGAAAAACAAUUUGUCAAGGAUAGAAAAAAUGUUAUUCGUGAAGCUUUUGCUAAAUAUAUUGGAGUUGAUGUCAGUGAAAUCCAUCCUGAUGAUAUUCCAACCAUAGCUUUCAUGGGAAGUGGUGGUGGUUUUAGAGCAAUGAUAGUUGUCACCGCAUAUUUUAGCGGCAUGAAAGAUAGUGGAUUAUAUGAUUGCCUUAGUGGUAGUUGUUGGAAUUUGGCAAUGUUAUAUACCUCAUUGGCUCGUAGCUCUGACAAUCACCCAGUUGAUGAUGUAUUGGCUUACUAUAAAUCGAAACUUACUCAUAGUAUCACUGAUGUUCGUGGUGUUUUUAAAGAUCUCGCUCACAAUCUUAAUCCUAAGGCUGCUGUCGAACAUUGCUUUGGUGGAUUGCAACAGAAAAAAGAGUCAGGAGCUAAAGUAAGGAUUAUGGAUCUAUUUGGUUCAUUAUUGGCUACAAAAGUAUUGUUAGGUUCGGAUCCAUCAAAACAACAUGAAGAUUUCAAAUUGAGUAAGCAAAGGAAAUAUAUUGAUGUUCGUCCAUGGAAAGAUGAACUUGAUGAAAAAGAUCAAGCUUUGGUCGAAAAUUAUGCAGAAGUUUGGGCAAAACAUAAAGAAGAGAAAGACCAUUUUCAAUGGUAUGAAGUUACUCCUUAUGAAAUGGGAACUGAAGAAAUUCCUGCAUAUAUUCCCACAUGGGCAUUUGGUCGAACGUUUGAAUUGGGUAAAAGUACUAAUCGUGUACCCGAACAAAACCUUAGUUUAUUGAUUGGUUUAUUCGGAUCUGCUCCAUCUGCACCUCUUCUUUUCGAAAUUAAUCAGCUUGAACUUGCUCUUGGAAACGGAUGGGCUAAAAAUGAAUUUAAGAAUGUGUAUGAACAUGCAAUGAAAAAAAUGGGUGAAGAUCAACAACGUAUUUUUGAAGGUCACCAACCUGUACCACCUCCAAAAAAUCAUAACUUCAUUUAUCAUCUUGAUCCUCCGCCAUAUAAACUUGGUAUUACGAAUACAAAAACUCUUAGUCUUAUGGAUGCAGGUGUAUCCAAUGACUCACCGGUUUAUCCAAUGUCUCGCCCUGCAAGAAAAAUUGAUGUUGUAAUUGGUUUUGAUUGUUCUAGUGUCAUUGUUGGUCGUGAUUUAUUUGAAAAAGAACAAACAGAAUUUUGUGCAAUUAGAGGAUUUGAGCGUAAUCCUCGUGAUCUUACCAACAAAUAUUGUGAAAUUCAUGAUUAUACGCCAAAUGGUAAAAGUAAUGGUUAUUGUCCACCUGCAGAACAUCCAUUUACAUUAUGUUAUUUCCCAUAUUUACCUAAUGAUAAAGUUGACCCGAAAUUUACACCAGCUACUGAAAAAUUCAUGGCUUUUAAUAAUUUUAUUUAUACCUCUGCACAAGUUGAUAAAACUGUUAAAUUAGCUAAACAAAAUUGGAUGGAUGGUGAACAAAAAGUCAAAGAAGUUAUUAUCGAAGUAUGGAAAAAGAAGAAAGCUGCUAGAUUGGGUGGUAAAAAAUAA